GAUGGCGAGCGCCUGGUGGCUGGGCCUGCACCCAUGAGGCUCGGAUAAGCAGAAGAAGAUGGAUGGAUGGAUAGAUGGAAAAUGCAUAUUUCAGGAUACUACUCUGUAGUGAGUUCGCUAAUAUGCCCUUAAAGUUGGGGAUUUCCUCUUAAAACCGCUCACAGGUUACGAGACAAAAUAACCGAGUAAAUGUGAAGUGCUAACUAGCGAGCAAGUUGUAACACAGGUGUGUGUGUUAGCUGCUAGCUGAACAUGUAAGCUAACAGUCGAGCAUCAGAGACCCGCAAAAAUGUUGGAAAUUCAAGGUCAGGAUAACCUGCAGAGAGGGGCUUCCCCAGCCGUCUGCCAAACAGCAGUCUGUGAGGUCUCUGACUCGGACCUGUCCUGCCAGCUAGUCACUCCUGGGCAGUCCUGGGUCAGUUUAAUCAAGUUUCACAGGAACCAGCAGGAAUCGGUUACAGUUACAAGGUAGUAAAUAAAUUAAAGAUGCCCACAAAAAAGAAAAAAACAAGACCGAGUGCAGAGGAGGAAACCAAAGAUGUAGAUGACGACGACUCAGAGGAUCAGGAACCUAAGCCUAAGAAGAAGGGUAAGCAGGUGAGUGAGUCAGAGGAUGCUAGAAGAUUGAAGAAGAAGAAGAAGUCUAAAGACAGCGAUGAAGACGGAUACAAUUCUGACACAUCGGGGCCUGAUGUGAGGAACACCAAGAACAAAGGGAAGGAUAAAGAAAAGGUCAAAAAGAAGAAGAAGAAAGCCACAGAGGAAAGCGAGGAUGAGGUGAGCAACAAGUCCCAAAGCUCAGAUAAUGAGGACAACAACAAUGACUCCUGGAGUAAAAAGAGAGGAGACAAACUCCCUGAUGUGAUUGAGACUACAAAGAAAGGAUUAAAAAAGUCCUCGGCCACAGAAAAGAUGGGGUCAAAAAAUAAAAAGUCCAAAGAUGAAGACAAAAAAUCCAAGAAGGACUCAGAGAAGGAGGAAGAACAGGCAGCUGGGGAUGAAGAGGAAGGGAAGAAGAAAAAGAAAGAAAAGAAGAAAAAAGGCUCAGAUAAGGGAGACAGUGAUGAGGACAACAAGAAGACAAAAGGGAAGAAGAAGAAGGUUGAAAACUAUGUUGAAAUCUAUGAGAAUGAACUUCGCACCUACGAGCCAGAUAAGGUGGAGAACUAUGAGGAUGAGUACCACAAAAAGAAAGUGUAUGAGGUUGUGACCAUCACUGGUGAUGAGAGAGGAGCAGGAACUGAUGCCAACGUGUUUGUGACUUUGUUUGGAGAAUAUGGCAUCACUCCCAAAGUUCACUUGGCUAGCAACACUGAAAAGAGGAGCCGCACAGCUUUUGAAAGGGCUAAAACAGAUGUGUUCAGGAUCAGAACUCACAACGUUGGACCUUUGAAGAAGAUAAGGAUUGAGCAUGACAACACCGGCAUGAACGCCAGCUGGUUCUUGGACAGGGUGGUGGUGACAGAUGUGAUCAGGCCUCACCUGAGGUUCUACUUUGCAUGUAACAACUGGCUCAGUAAGGUGGAGGGAGAUGGCCUAUUUGUCAGAGACCUGCUGGGUAGCAUGGAUCCCAUGGACAUGCCCAAAUAUAAUAAAUAUGCAGUGUCUGUUUUCACUGCUGAUAUAAAAGGCAGUGGGACAGAUGCCGACGUCUUCAUCAAUAUCUUUGGAGAGUUUGGAGACACAGGUGAGAGGCGACUUGACAAUGACAAGAAUAACUUUGAAAAGGGCUCAGAGGACAAGUUCACAAUCGAGGCACCGAACUUGGGCAAAGUGAGGAAGAUCACCAUCGGUCAUAAUAACAAAGGCUCUUCAGCGGGGUGGUUCGUAGACAAGGUAAUCGUUGAUGAUAUGGGAAACAAAAUAGUGUAUGAGUUUCCAAUCAGUCGCUGGUUUGCCCUGGAUGAGGAUGAUGGAAAAAUCCAGAGAGACAUCUUAGUAGGAGGCAGUCAGCCCACAGGCAUUGUGUACAACGUCCAGGUUGUGACAGGAAACAUCCGGGGUGCAGGGACCAACUCCAAAAUCCACAUUGUGAUGCACGGCACGAAAGGGAUUAAAAACAGUGGCAAGGUGUUUUUGGAGGGAGGAAAGUUUGAGCGAGGCCUGACAGACAUUUUUAAUGUUGAGAUCGCUGCACUCCUCAGUCCACUCAGCAGAGUCACUGUUGGACAUGACAACGAUGGAGUUAGUGCUGGGUGGUUCUGCGAGAAGGUGGUGGUGUACUGUCCUUUCACAGGGAUAGAGCAGACCUUCCCGUGCAGUAAAUGGCUGGAUGAGAAGGAGGGAGAUGGGCUUAUAGAGAGAGAGCUCUAUGAGAUGGUCUCACUCAGGCAGAAAAGACAAAAGAAGCACCCCUGGUCUUUGUGGAUCUGGACGUCAGACCUGGCUGGUGCAGGAACUGAUGCAGAUGUCUCCUUCCAGGUUUAUGGAGUCAAGGGCAAGAGUGAUGAAAUCAAACUGGACAACAAGACAGACAACUUUGAACAAGGACAGGUGGAUAGGUUUAUGGUUGAGCUGCCUGAUUUAGGGACCUUGACCAAAUUUCGUAUCUGGCAUGAGAAGAGGAAUCCUUUUGCAGGAUGGCAUCUGAGUAAGGCAACUCUGAUGAAGACUCUAACAAAGGAGAAGUAUACUUUUCCUUGUGAACGCUGGCUGGACACAAAUGAAGAUGAUAAUGAGGUUGUGAGGGAGCUGACUUCCACAGGAGAUCUGGUUCCUGAGCCGCUUCCUUUGAUCAAAUACAGAGUGACAGUUUGCACCGGGACCGUCGGUGGCAGCGGCACAGAUGCUUCUGUUUUUCUUAACCUCAUUGGAGACCUGGGAGACACUGGAGAUCGUCAGCUAGUCAACUGCAAAAACAACGUCAACAAGUUUGAGAAAGGAAACCUGGACGAGUUUAUAAUAGAGGCUGUAACGAUCGGGCAGGUCCGCAGGGUGAGGAUUGGACAUGACGGCAGAGGUGGAGGCUGCGGCUGGUUUCUUGAUAAAGUGAUUGUAAGAGAGGAGGGACAGGCUGAGGCCCAUGCUGUGGAGUUUCCAUGCAACAGGUGGCUGGACCGCAAUGAGGAUGACGGACAGAUUGUCAGAGAGUUGGUGCCGUUUGCAGAUGGACAACGGCUGUACAAUAUUGGCUACCACAUUGCAGUAAAGACAGGAGAUAUUCCGGGGGGCAGCUCAGACUCCAACGUGUUUGUCAAGCUGUAUGGAGACAAAGGAAACACCAGUAAGAUGUCGCUGGUGGUCUCUGACAACAACCUGGGGAACUACUUUGAGACGGGUCGAGUUGACAUCUUCACAGUGGAAACCUUUGAUAUUGGACAGAUAAACCGUCUGAUGAUUGGCCACUCAAAUGAAGGCAUGCGUGCAGGCUGGUUCUUGGACAGCGUUCAGAUUGUGGUUCCAGUCCAUGGAAGUCAUUACAUGUUCCCUAGUCACCGCUGGCUGGACGAAGAUGAAGCUGACGGCAAGACAGAGGUGGAGCUUUACCCCAGUGAGAUCCUGGAGAUGGAACAAUUGAUCAACUAUGAGGUUACAGUAGUAACUGGAGAUGUGACGUUUGCUGGCACCAAUGCCAAAGUGUUCAUCCAAAUCUACGGGGAUAAGGGGAAGACAGAGGUCAUCAGGCUAGAGAGCAGGUCCAACAACUUUGAAAGGGACACCACAGAAAUUUUCAAGGUGGAGGCCAAAGACGUGGGCAAGGUCUUCAAGAUCCGCAUUGGUCACGAUGGCUCAGGGAUCGGAUCUGGUUGGUUCUUAGAGACAGUGGACGUCAAACGUCUGAUCAUGGCCAUGGUGCCUAAGGAGAAGAAAAAGGAGGAUAAGAAGAAGAAGAAAAAGAAGAAGAAGGAUGAGGAAGAUGAAGAAGAGGAGGGAGGAGAGGAGAUGCAGGAAGUGGUGCUGACUUAUCAUUUCCCUUGCUCGCGCUGGCUUGCCGGAGGAGAGGAGGAUGGAGAGCUGGUGGUGGAGCUGCUGCCUGAGGACGCAGAGGACCUGGAAAUCAACACCUAUGAAGUGUGCGUCUUCACUGGAGACAUGCUGGGUGCCGGGACCGACUCCAAGGUCUUCAUUAAUAUUUACGGAGAAAAUGGAGACACUGGAGAGCGCUACCUGAGGGACUCUGACAACAUCAACAAAUUUGAGCGGGGACAGGAGGAUGUUUUCACUGUUACAGCUGUUGAUUUGGGUCCUUUAAAGAAGCUACGAAUCCGGCAUGACAACACUCAGUCUAAUUCAGCCUGGUACCUGGAUCGUGUUGAGAUAGUUGACACAAAGGAUGAUACAACGUACUUUUUCCCUUGUAACCGCUGGCUGGCUGUGGAUGAAGAUGAUGGACAGAUAGCAAGAGAGCUAGUUCCUGUGGACGAGGCUUUUAUGAAGAAAGACGAGGAUGAGGAAGGGACGGGUGCCAAACUCGGCCUUGAGCAGAAAUCCAUGUCUACGACUUACACUCUCAAAAUAAAAACUGGAGAAAAGAAGUAUGCUGGGACGGAUGCCAACGUCUUUGCCAUCUUGUUUGGUGAAAAUGAUGACACAGGAAUUAUCAACCUUAAGGCUUGUAAAAACUACAAAAAUAAGUUUGAAAAGGGCAUGAUCAACGAGUUCACUGUGGAGGCAGUGGAUCUGGGGGAACUGGAGAAGCUACGGAUCGGGCAUGAUAACUCAGGUGGUUCAUCUGGGUGGUUUUUGGACUGGGUCGAGGUCGACGCGCCCUCACAGGGUCAGAGGCUGCGUUUUCCAUGUGGUCGCUGGUUAGACAAAGGAGAGGAUGAUGGUGCAAUAGUGAGGGACCUCUAUCCCGCUGAAUUACAGACUGAACUCUACACGCCAUUCGUGCCCUAUGAGAUAAAGAUAUUCACCAGUGAUGUGUUUGGCGCGGGAACAGAUGCUGAUGUGUUCAUAGUUCUGUACGGUCGUAAUGCACUGUGCACACAGCAGAAACACCUGUGUGUCAACAAGAGAGAGAGACGUCUGUACUUUGAGAGGGGAGCUGAAGACAUGUUUAUUGUUGAGCUGGAAGAUGUUGGUGAUGUUAUUGAGAAAAUCAGGAUAGGACACGACAACAGGGGCACCAACCCAGGAUGGCACCUGGACAGAGUGGAGAUCAGACGACAGCUCAGGAAAGGAAAGGGUUCAGAGACGACCAUUUUCCCAUGUGAGUGCUGGCUUGCUAAGUCUGAGGAUGAUGGGGAGACGGUGAGGGAGCUGGUCCCCUCGGAGAUCAUCACAGAGAAACUCCUCAGGGAUGGGAAGCUGAAAACCACUGAAACAGAGGUGGAGGAUGCUUUGGAAACUCACACAUACAAGGUUUCAGUGCGGACUGGUGAUAUGUACGGAGCAGGAACUGAUGCCAACGUUUUUUUCACCAUUUACGGGGACCUGGGAGACACAGGAGAGCGCAAACUGGCUAAAUCUGAGAACAACAAGAACAAGUUUGAGAGAGGAGAGGUGGACAAAUUCACUAUUGAGGCUGUAGACUUGGGCCAAGUGUUUAAGAUUCGCAUUCGUCAUGACAACUCCAUGGUUGGGGCCGAUUGGUACCUGGACCAGGUGGAGGUGCUGGAUGUGGAAACAGAGGAGGUGUAUAUGUUCCUGUGUGAGCGCUGGCUGUCAACCAAGAAAGAGGACCAACAUAUUGAUAGGACUUUCUUUGUUGCGGGGUAUGAAGGAGAAAGAAACACUGAUCCCUAUUCCAAGAAGAUUGCUCAGGCCAAACUGGGGUUGGACAGAAAUGCCAACAAGAAGAAAAAGAAGAAAAAGGUGGCAGUGGUGGAGGAGGGUCCAAUAAUCCCAUAUCACUUCACCGUAUCUACUGGGAUUGACCGUGAUGCUAUCACAUCAGCCAGAGUCUAUGUCAUCAUCAUUGGCCCUAAUGACGUGGAGACAGACCGGCUGUGGCUGGACCUGCCAGAGGGGAAGAGAGCGUUCACAGCUGGCAGUAUGGAGCACUUUGUGUGCUAUGGAACUGACGUAGGAGAGAUCAAGAGGGUGGAACUUGGCCAUAACGGUGUCACACCAGAGAGCUGCUGGUUGGUGGAUGAGCUGUCGGUUGCCGUGCCAACCAAAGGUAUCAAGUACAUCUUUCCAUGUAAGUGCUGGCUGGCUAAAGACAGAGGAGAUGGUCUGACUGCCAGGCUGUUCAAUGUGCUGGACUCCAGCACCAUCAACAUUAUCCGCAAAGUUAUUUAUUCUGCAACAGUAGUCACAGGUGAUACUCAGUAUGCAGGCACUGAUACCAACAUUUUCCUCACCGUGUUUGGAGCCAACGGGAGCACAGAGGAAAUACUGCUGCCAAAAAACGAGGACAGGUUUGAAAGAGGUCAAGAAGAUACGUUCAGUCUGGAGAUAGAUGACAUUGCUCCUUUGAAGAAGAUCAGAGUUCGGAUUGACGGCUCUGGAAGCCGGCCUGACUGGUUUCUCGACAGGAUCCUGAUGAGGAACCUGAACACAGAGGAGGUGUAUGUGUUUACGUACGAGAACUGGCUGUCAAAAACAAAAGGACCUAAAAGGACGAAGGUGUGUGAGCUGGCUGCUGUGGUGGAUGAUGAGGAGAUGGUGGAGAAAACAACCUACACUAUUCAGGUCCAGACCAGUGAUGUCGCAGGUGCUGGCACUGAUGCCAACGUGUUCAUGAUUGUGUUCGGGGAAUUCGGAGACACAGGGAUGCUGCCUCUGAAGGAGAGCACCAACAGGAACAAGUUUGAGCGUAAAAUGAAAGAUGUGUUCAGAUUCCCUGAUUUGCUCAGUCUGGGCGAGCUAUCUAAGAUCCGAGUGUGGCAUGAUAACAAAGGCCCUGCUCCUGGUUGGCAUCUGGAGUACAUUGAUGUGAGAGAUGAGACCAUGGAUCAGACCUUCAGGUUCCCCUGCGACCGCUGGCUGGCUAAAAGUGAAGAUGACGGACAGAUCAUGAGGGAGCUGGCAUGUGCCAACAACGACUCCAUAGACCUCAGUGACAAAACCAAAUAUGAAAUUGCCAUAACAACCGCAAACACCGAAGAUGCCUCCACCACAGAAAACGCCUGGAUCGUUUUAGAAGGCAGGAAAUCUCGCUCCAAAGAGUUAGUUCUGGAGAACAAGAAAAAGAAGUUUUUAAGCGGUGCCACCGACACGUUUGAGUUCUCCUCAAAGCACGUGGGGGAGAUUGCCGGCAUCUGCCUCGGCCAUGUGACAAAAGACGGGAAGAAGGUGAAGAAUGAGGCUUUCUGGCACGUCAUGGAGGUGGUAGUGACAGAAAUGGAGCUGGGAAACAAGUAUUUCUUCCACUGUGACGCAAAAAUCCUCCUGGCAGCCAAAAAGGACCAGUUCCUGACAUUUGAGUGCUACAAGUCCGUCGAGAGCUUCGCAAGUAAAGUGCGCAACCUUGUCCCCGUCAAAUAUGAGAUCAUCAUUAUCACAGGGGAUGUGAAAGGCGGCGGCACGGACUCCAGAGUAUUCAUCACCAUCUACGGCGUCAACGGUGACUCAGGCAAGCGUCAUCUACAUCAGAAAUUCCGUAACCUUUUUGAGCGAGGGCGAACUGACCGCUUCAUCCUGGAGAUGCUGGACCUUGGGGAGCUGCUGAGGGUCAAAGUGGAGCACGACAAUAAGGGCUCAAACUGUGGGUGGUUUUUAGAGUGUGUGGAGGUGACCAACACUGCCAACUCAGUGACAACCAUCUUCCAGUGUGGAAAGUGGCUGGACGAAAGUAAGGCUGAUGGGCAGACUCAGCGGGUGCUCUACCCAAGAUAUUAGGAGGAGGUCAGGAGGCACAAAGAGUGGGUGAGCAUUUCCUUAGUGAGUAUGUGGGGCAUCUGUUGAUUUUUUUUACACAAGUCUUGUCACUUCUAGUUACCAGUUUUCCCUUUUAACUUUGUGCCAACUGUUUACACUGCCCUUCCUCUAGCAUCAUUAAAAGCCAAUUUCUAUCAUCUUCAAAUAAAGUCAAAUUAGAUCUAAA
Messenger RNA from Cheilinus undulatus (humphead wrasse), 7933 nucleotides. RefSeq names its product lipoxygenase homology PLAT domains 1b (gene loxhd1b). The record is from RefSeq and is a predicted model, not a curated record. Lineage: Eukaryota; Metazoa; Chordata; Actinopteri; Labriformes; Labridae. Bases 487 to 7728 code for a protein of 2413 amino acids. The transcript is spliced from 44 exons. Gene Ontology annotation, molecular function: protein binding.